This is a messenger RNA of Meleagris gallopavo (turkey), 2898 nucleotides long. NCBI's taxonomy places the organism in Eukaryota, Metazoa, Chordata, Aves, Galliformes, Phasianidae. The record is from RefSeq and is a predicted model, not a curated record.
CCAUUCAUUCAGCAUCAUUUUCUUCUCUCUCGCCUGUUUGAGCAAAUCGCCAUUUGUCUGAAUGUGCAUCCAACUCUUCCAGUUGCAGAUCGCCUGGGCUGUGACCCUCGGACACGUUUCCAAGUCCCUCCCAACACCAAGCAGUGGAUCGCUUUGCUGCAGCGAGGAAACUGUACCUUCCGAGAGAAAAUCCUGCGGGCAGCUUCACACAAUGCCACCGCCGUGGUCAUCUACAACAAUAUAUCCAGCGAGGAGCCCGUCACAAUGACUCAUCAAGGAACUGGAGACAUUGUUGCUGUAAUGAUUACAGAAUCAAAAGUGAAGGAGAUCCUGAAUUAUUUGGAAAAGAACAUCUCUGUCCUGAUGGCCAUAGCAGUGGGUUCCCGUGUUCCACUAAAGAACUUCAGUCGGGGCUCCCUAGUCUUUGUGUCAAUAUCUUUCAUUGUUUUGAUGAUAAUUUCUUCAGCGUGGUUAAUAUUUUACUUCAUCCAGAAGAUAAGGUACACAAGUGCACGUGAUAGGAAUCAGCGUCGCCUUGGAGAUGCUGCCAAGAAAGCUGUUGGUAAAUUGACAACCAGGACAGUAAAGAAGGGAGAUAAGGAGACAGACCCAGACUUUGAUCAUUGUGCUGUCUGCAUUGAGAGUUACAAGCAGAAUGAUGUUGUUCGCAUUUUACCGUGCAAGUAAGCUAGUAGAGUUGCUUUGUUUGGAAACUGUUUUUUUUCUUCUUGCUCCUUUGCUUCAUUUCAUAUUAAAUAUGCACUGUAAUUUCUAGAUACGUAUGUUAGCUAUUUCCUGUCCUAAUAACAGCCAUUUUAUUUUAGACUGUAUGAAACCAGGUCUGCAGAUGAGUGGUUCAGACGUUAGCAGUGGAGCUGUUUAUAUUUGAGGUUUGGGGCAGUUUUAAGGGCUGAACAGCAAGCAGACAAACUGAAGUGUGAUGAACAAGGUGCAGCAGCAACAUUCUGUACAGCGUCCGUGCAGUGCUGCUGUGGCUUUCUGAAAUAGCGCUGGAGGCAGAUGCAGUCUUUCUAGCCUUUGUACCUCGUUUGACACCAAUCAACCACUGUGCUGUCUGUUUUUGGUUUCUCCAGUGCAAUGGAUUCUUGGCUUGAGGACUGCUGCUUGCUGCAUGCUCUGUACUGGUGCUUAAAACAUAGCAAUUGCUUUUUUGCCCUUCUUUUGACAUCUACAGGUUUUCAAUUCAUUUCCAGUCUUGAGUUAUGGGAUAUUUACUCUUUGAGAGAUGCUUUUAAGUGCUUAUCCUCGUGGUUAUUGUUUUCAGUGAUUGGGUAAUUUUUGGUAGCCAUAAGCAUUACCAAGGUCAUUUUUCCCUUGCGUUCUGAUAUACAGAGCUUUCUCCUUAUCUCCCAGUGCACAAAAAAAAGACGUCAUGUUGCAUAUAUACAGCCAAGAUCCAGUAAUUAGGUAUGUGCAUGAUGCACUAGAAGCAUCUCAGUCAUGGAGUUGGAGUCAACCUUCAGUUACAUAGCAGCAGUGUGUAGCAGCUCAUUAUCAGUCUUCUGAAUCUCCCUAUGGGCUACUUUGAGUAGCUGGAUAUUUUUAAUUCUAAUUCAUAAUGAGUUUCUGUUAUGAUAAAAGGAAAACAAUAUUUUCUAUCUUAGCAAAUCAAAAUUUGUAUGUAUUCUAAUUCUGAAACCAGGCUUAAUUAGUUUUUUACUUUUUUCUGUUCUUUAUUUCUUGAACUGUGGGGAAAACAAUGAACUGCUUUAAGUUCUCAGUAGUGCUGUGUUUAGUUAAUGUACGCUACAAAUGUUUGUUCAGAAACUACCAUUAAAAUAUUUGGAAGUUCAGGAAGGUUUGGGAGGUUUGGGUCUUGCUGAUGGGUGUCCAUUUCUUCCUACAAGUUCAAUCAUUUUUACUCAUUCAAAGCUGACAUCCUCCUGCCCAUUAAAAUAUAUUCCCAGCUGUUGAGUUUUCAGACUCUUUUGUCAUAUAUUGUGAUCUCAUGUAGAGUUUUCCUAUGUGAGUUAUGCCCUAGUCCAUUUAUGAGGAAGAUUUGGAAGUCAGAGGAGAAACUUCUGGAAACACCAGCUCUGAACCACAAGGCUGAUGGAUAGAACUCAGGGUUUAGACUCAAGGGUUUGCAGUGGGUGCUCACAAAUCCCACUCCUCAGUCUCUGAUGCUGAGGAGAGGUCAGUGAGAUGUCCUUGCCAAUGUAGAGCACACAGUUGAUGAGGAACCAUCUCCUACCACUGAGCACAGAGCAAAAUGGGGUCUGAAGGCCACUUCACUAGGUAAGAGCCCAGCACUGCCCAACCUGCAGAUGUCUUGCUAGUAUCAGUAGAUAUGACACAGACCUUUUGACCAGGAUGAUUAUGUAUUUAUUUUACAAGUCCAUUUCCUUCAGAUGCCUGUUGCAAGCCAUGGUGCUGCAGGCAGAGCCCCCUGGUCACAGCUGCUGCAGGGAGCUGGGGCUGCACCUGGCUGCUGCCUAUGCACAGCUUCCUUCCUUGCAAUGCCCCAUUGAGCCUUUUCCACAGAUCCUUUUCUGUUCUGUUUUUCAAAAGAAUAUAAGGUCAGGGAAGGCUCUGACUGCAUUCCUGCUGAAGGCUGCACAGUGACUUUCAUGUUCACUUUCUAGUUCUCUUUUUGAAAUCUCACUUUUCAUCUGCUUCAGUUCAGCUUUGAGUUAAGCGCAGACCUCUCUUGGUUAGAUGGAACAUUCAGAUGGAUACUUUCUAAAAGAUUUUUUUUAUACUUGUAGAAUCAGCGAAGGGGCAACCAGUGCCUGCAGAGAUAAGCCAGAUGAAUUUCAGAUUGCAUAUAAAACUUCUUGGUUUACUGAGGUGCUUCUCCUCAAGUCUUGUUUUAACCCCUUUCUACUUCCUGACAUCUUGACCUCUCCUUUUUGGUGCAACAUGCAAAGCUAGUAU